AUGAGGCUCUUUCCGAGACUAUUACAUGCCGUUGCUGCAGCCAUCGUAUUGAUUGUGCUGUACCUCGGGUGGCUACAACAUGAUCACCUAGGGCACAACAUACACGAAGCGUGGGGAGGUACAGCACACAGAGUGGUUGUCUUUGGCGACGAUUGGUCUGACACAGGCAAAUAUCGAGUUUCUCCACCAUUGAAGUCUGAGGCUGUUGUGCGAGAUUCUAGUCGUGGCGAAAUAUGGACCGAGACAUUGUGUAAAGAACUCGCUUGCGACUUCAUGGAUAACUUUGCUCGCUCCAUGCCGCCACAGGGCGAUGUUACGACCAUCGGGUCUCUCAUUGACUCAGAUAUCCGCGCCCAGGCCGUCCCUGUCACAGACAACAACAACAACAACAACAACAACAACAACAACAACACCCAGGUCACGUUUGACUUCAAGACACAGGUGCAACAAUUCUUAGAAUAUGAGAAGCAGAAACACCGCAUCGGUGUUCCGGAACGUUUGCGCAAGGUCGACGAGUGGUCCAUCUUCACCGUAUCGUUCGGUCUCUGGGACCUGCUGGAAUACUCUACGCUAGAGAAGGAGUAUGCGCUGAAGGCGAUUGACAGCAGUAUCGAGGGGCUGUUUGAGAAUCUUGACCAGCUGGCGCAGCAUGUCGCAGCACCAAUGAAGAUUGUAAUCCUCAAGCUAUUGGAUAUUACGUUCCUGCCACGCUUCCAAUCAAGAAAAGACAGGAACAAAGAACACUUCGCAGAAGACCAACACCACUUGGUGUUUCUGUGGACGUAUUGGAACACGGUCUUGUCUCAAACAGCAUCGCGGUGGAAGCACGGCGAGAUCUUCAUGCCGGAACCUAACAACUUGAUUAUGGACCAAGUCCGAGCUAAACAGCUAUACUCGAAACAAAUAUCCGAUGCAUCCGGUACGGGCAAGCAAGCACCUCUCUUCGACUACGUAGAAGAGCCAUGUUUGAAGUCGAAGGAGGAUGACAAUGUGAGCAAACUGCAAGCAGCUGGAGUUGACAAAUGUGCCGACGCAGCCAAACACCUCUUUUGGGAUGAUAUACAUCUCAGCGGGCCCGCUCACCAACUAAUCGGAAGAGCAGCCGCAAGCCUGCUACGCAGAAACCACACUGUCAAUGUCGGAGAGUCAACCCAAGGUCCUGACAAAGACGACAAGACAGUAAUAAAGGAUACACCAAGUUUUAAGCUGAAGUUCCCUCCUGGCUACUAG
Molecule: messenger RNA, 1230 nt
Organism: Ascochyta rabiei
Lineage: Eukaryota; Fungi; Ascomycota; Dothideomycetes; Pleosporales; Didymellaceae
Product: slightly ste11-like protein
Exons: 3
Coding region: 1-1230 (409 amino acids)
Molecular function (GO): hydrolase activity, acting on ester bonds
Source: RefSeq, a predicted model, not a curated record